AUGACCGAUAAAUAUCGAAAUUUCUCUAAAACUUAUUCUCGAACAAAAUCUUCGAUCAGUGAUGAUGAAGAUUAUGAGCGAAAACGAAGAAAAUCAUCUGAAUGUUCAUAUUCUCAACGAACGUCAAGUCUUGAUGGAAAAGUUUAUGUUGGAAAUGUUCCAACAGAUGAUUUAUCGGAUCGAGAAUUAUUAGAAUUUUUUCGACCAUUCGGUAAAAUUUCAGGUAAAAUAACGAUUUCUCUCGCUGAAAAACUACUCUUUCUUAUUCAAUUCAAAGAUAUUCGAGUUUAUAAAAAUCAUUUGUUUGUUCAAUAUGAAAAUCUUUCUAAUGCAGAUCAAUUAAUUCAACAAGGACAAAGUUCUUUAUUUCUUAAAGGAAACAAACUUGAUAUUUUACCUGCAAUGAAAAUAUCCGUCAAUGGUGAACAAAUCAAUUGUGAUAAUUCGGAAAAAACCGUUUGCUCAAAAAACUCUUCUUAUCAGAAAAGAAGAAGUUCCUUUUCGGAUGAUGAUCAGCAAAAAUCAUUCGUAAUUCAACCAGAUAAUUCUCAACAAUUCAUCGGUUGUCAAAUUAUUCUCGUCAAUCAUCGUCAAAGAAACUAUGCCGAAGAGAUCAGUUCAUACCUUGAAAAUCAUGGUUUGACAACAUCGAUUCUUGUGAUCAGAGAAAAUUAUUCAUUACAUGAAGCAAUUGACGAUGCAAUUGAGCAAAAAUCUCUCUAUGGAAUCAUCAUUUUGCCAAUGCAUGAAGAUCGACGUUCAGCUUCGUUUCAUAUUCUUCAUGGACAAAUCGAAGAACAUCGAAAUUUGAAAUUGGAAGAUGUUUAUGAAUUAAUUCUCAACAAUUAUUCGAUGUUCAAACAAAAAUCUUGUCAAAUACCAACGAUUCAGGAUAAACUUCCAUUAUCGACAUUGUUGUGUCUUUUAGCUGAUGGAAGACAAUUGACUUUAGAUGAAAUUGAUCGUGUUCUUGUUUAUUUACUUGAAAAAAAAGCUUACAUGUUGAAUUUACCAACAGGCAAAUUACCACCAUUACCCGUAGAAUAUGCAAAUUAUCAAAAAGAUUCUUCAUCGAAUGAAUUAUCUCCAAGAUUAAUCGAACAAAUUCGUGAGAUAUUUAAUAGAAACCUGAAGAAAACCCCAGUAUUUCAGGAGGAACACAAAUCGAAUGAAACGUAUCCAACGUCAUCUUUAUCACAAUCGAUGUCAAAUUGUUCAACAGUUGACAAUUCAACUGCGAUUUUUCAAGCAUAUACACAAUUCAACGGAAUUCCACCAUUGAUGAGCAUCAAUCAUCAACAAAUCAGAAAAUAA
This is a messenger RNA of Adineta ricciae, 1314 nucleotides long. NCBI's taxonomy places the organism in Eukaryota, Metazoa, Rotifera, Eurotatoria, Adinetida, Adinetidae. The record is from the annotation of a GenBank genome assembly.